Dermacentor andersoni is the source of this 1312-nucleotide messenger RNA. The record is from RefSeq and is a predicted model, not a curated record. Lineage: Eukaryota; Metazoa; Arthropoda; Arachnida; Ixodida; Ixodidae.
GCAGCAGGCUGUACCGAAACUUCACCGAAACGCAAAAGUGUUGUGCAUUUUAAUUCCCGGCAUCAAAAAUUCACCAGGAUUUCUAACGCUUGUGCAUGUAGUACAUUCAGAAAAAUGAAAAGCAUGCUUGUUGAUCUGAUUGACUGGAAAAUUCGCUACUAAUUCGUGCAGACAGCGGUAUCCUGGAACUGGAGCGACCGUCGCCGACAUGAGUGCGGGUCUUACGCCGAGCAAAAGUACCGUAUACGUGAGCAACUUGCCGUUCAAGCUCACAAACAAUGACCUGCAUCAGAUUUUCCAAAAGUACGGCAAGGUUGCCAAGGUGACCGUCAUGAAGGACAAGCAGACCUGGAAAAGCAAGGGAGUGGCGUUUGUGCUAUUUGCGGAUCCUGAGUCAGCUAGCAAAUGUGCAACUUCGCUUGACAACCAGCAGCUUAUGGGACGCACACUCCGAGCAAGCAUCGCAAAGUACAAUGGCCGAGCACCCGAGUUCAUCCGCCGCAAGGAGUAUAAGGACAAGUCUAGGUGCUUCGAGUGUGGUGAGGAAGGUCAUCUCAGUUACCGCUGCCCACGGAAUUCAUUUGGUGAGCGAGAAGCUCCGCAAAAGAAGAAGAAAAGAAGAAAAGCUCAGCUGCCUAAAGAACAGGAAGUGGAGGCCACAGAAAGUGAGAAUGAGGAAGACCCGGCCUUGGAGUCUCUUCAUGCAGCGAUCAAAUAUGAGCAACAACAACGAGAGCGCGAAUCUGGAAGCAACCAACAAUCUGGUGCACACUCAUCCUCUGAUAGUCGACGUCGAAUCCGCAAGAGUGCCUACUUCAGUGACGAAGAGGAGUUCGACGAAGGCAAUGGAUGACUCUGAAGCUUGGCUCAUGCAGAUGUUUUCAUGUACAUACGUCAUCUUAUUCACAUACCUCAUCUCAUUUCAAUGACACCGCAAAGGUUUGAUUUUCACAUUGGGACAAUUAAAAUGUGGAAAGAACACUCAGUAGCUGCUCACAUAUAAGUUUUCCACUGACAUUUAUGGUACAUGAGGAAUGCGGGUGCUUAAAGAGUAACGCAGGACCAAAAAUUGAAAAGCAUGGCUGGUUUGUAGCCAAAUAAAUGCCGCCUUAUCUUGUUGAAAAGAAAUGACGCCGAAAGUUUUGCAAAAACGUUUCGUUAAAUAAAGUGUGCUGUGUUCCGAUUGCUGUGUCGAUAAUGUAGGCUGUUUUGUGCAAUUCCUGAGGCGAGUCACUGUUUUGCAGCAACCUUGUGUAUUGUUAUGCCUACGCAUGGUUUUCACGAUGCUAAUAAAGAUACUUGCUGCAGCCAA